AAAGACGAUGCGCGUGCGUUUCGGUAUGCAAAGGAUGGUGCAUUAUCCAAUGACAAGUACUGUCAGUAUAUUGUGGGGCAUAUGUAUUUGAAAGGUAGAAGCGUAAAGGAAGAUGCGGCAGAAGCGAUGAAAUGGUUGGAUGCAUCAGCCAAGCAAGGAUUUACUGUUGCCCUGGAAGAACAAGUGGCGGUCUAUAUGCAUGGAGCAGGCAAUGUUCCUAAAGAUUACAAGAAAGCAUACCAAUGCUGUACACAGAGUAUAGCAGCUAAUAUACCCUAUUGCCAAGUAUGUCUAGGGGACAUGUACCGAAAUGGAUGGGGAGUGGAACAGGAUUUUCAUAAAGCGUUUGAAUACUAUCAAAACGCAGCAUCCACGCAGCAGUCAGAUAUACCUUAUUCACAUGCUCAGCAUAUGAUUGGAGAAAUGUUCUUGCAUGGUGAAGGCGUGCCCAAGGAUUUGGCAGUGGCCAAGGAAUGGUUUCAGAUCGCGUCU
Messenger RNA from Rhizopus microsporus ATCC 52813, 492 nucleotides. Its product is annotated as HCP-like protein. Lineage: Eukaryota; Fungi; Mucoromycota; Mucoromycetes; Mucorales; Rhizopodaceae. The record is from RefSeq and is a predicted model, not a curated record. Gene Ontology annotation, molecular function: protein binding. The annotation marks the transcript as partial. The transcript has a single exon.